UAUGACGGAUAACAGGACAGUUGAUGAGAUAAUUAGUGAUUUUAAAUGUCACGAUAAAGGACUAAUUUUACCACUUGUUAAUGAAUAUACAUGGCCACUUGGAGCAAGAAUAUUUUUAUAUUUCUUUGGUCUAUUUUGGUCGUUUUUAGGCGUUUCUAUAAUUGCCGAUCGUUUUAUGGGGGCUAUUGAAAUGAUAACAUCAAAAACUACAAAAAUACGAAUACCAGACGAAAAUGGUGAAAAGAAAGAAAUAGAUGUUCCUGUGUGGAAUAAUACUGUUGCUAACCUGACUUUAAUGGCUUUAGGCUCAUCUGCUCCGGAAAUUCUCUUAGCAUGUAUUGAAAUCUGUGGUAACAAUUUUGAAGCCGGCGAUCUAGGUCCUGGUACAAUCGUUGGUUCUGGAGCGUUCAAUCUGCUUUGUAUUAUAGCUGUUUGCGUUGUAUCUAUUCCCGAAGGAGAAGUUAGGCGAAUUGCUUCUGUAAAAGUUUUUGCUAUAACAGCUUUCUCAUCAAUCUUUGCCUAUGUUUGGCUUAUAAUAAUCUUAAAAGCAUCUUCACCAAAUGUUGUGGAAUUGUGGGAAGCCAUCAUAACAUUUCUAUUUUUCCCAAUGUUAGUCUUAAUAGCCUAUUCAGUGGAUAAGCAAUGCUUUGGAAGAUGUAGCCGUACCCAACCGGAUAUGACAACAGAAAAAACGAUAGGAUUCAGUGAGUAA
This is a messenger RNA of Dimorphilus gyrociliatus, 712 nucleotides long. The record is from the annotation of a GenBank genome assembly. Lineage: Eukaryota; Metazoa; Annelida; Polychaeta; Dinophilidae.